Messenger RNA from Monoraphidium neglectum, 1953 nucleotides. RefSeq lists its product as hypothetical. Bases 1 to 1953 code for a protein of 650 amino acids. Gene Ontology annotation, molecular function: RNA binding. Gene Ontology annotation, biological process: regulation of mRNA splicing, via spliceosome. The record is from RefSeq and is a predicted model, not a curated record. Lineage: Eukaryota; Viridiplantae; Chlorophyta; Chlorophyceae; Sphaeropleales; Selenastraceae. The transcript has 6 exons. Gene Ontology annotation, cellular component: spliceosomal complex.
AUGGAGCGUCGAAGAGCCUCCGACCAAGGGCUGGGCACGGAGGUCCUCCGCUGCAGCACCUCCAGCCCCAGCAAGCACCGGAAAGGACCCCGCAGCGGCCAUCAGCAGGCGCACCCGCCCCACCCGCAACUGCACCGUCCUGCCGCCAGCCCUGCCCACGGGCGCCGCCGCAAGCCCGAGCGCCCCUCCCCCGGCCGCUCGGACCACUCGCCAGAGCCCCCGGCGCAGCGCCGCAGGGGCCACCACGGGCGCCUGGCUGCCGCGCCACCGCCCCAGCGGCCCCGCGGCUGCAGCAGCGAGGAGGGCAGCGACAACGGUGACGACGCCGACGAGCAGCAGGAGCUUGCGGACGCGGCCCGCGAGGCGGCGACCCUUCGCAAGGGCAAGGCGGCCGCCGGGCAGCUGCAGCACGGCCUGCCGCCGGACAGGCUCGCCGGCGCGGUGGCCCACGUGUCGCAGGCGACGGGCAUGGGGGCGGGGGACGCGGAGGAGUGCCUGCUGGCCACCGCGGAGCACUGGCAGGACUGGAACAGGUGGAUGGACGAGGCGCUGAUGUGGGUCGCCAACAAGCACGAGAAUGACGAGGAGGCAGACAAGCUGCGGCUGGCCAUGGAGGCGAGCCUGGCGGAGCGGGAGCGCGCGGCCAACCAGGAGCGCCCGCAGCCGCUGGUCAACCUCUCGGAGGAGCGGCUCAGGGAGCGCUUCAAGGGGUCCAUCGUGCUGGACAAGCUCAAUGCGGCCUGCUCCGGGGAGGUGCUGUUUGGGGAGCCGUCGGUCAAGGGGCCGCUGGUGGCGCUCAUGACGCUUGAGCUGCGCUGCGUGCGCCAGUGGUACCCGGGGCCCGGGACGCGCGCCUUUUUUGAAGGCUUUGCUGGCGGCUGUGUGUCUGAUCUGGAAGCGUGGGCGCAGGCCAUUGGCGGCGGCGAACAGCAGCAGCAAGCGCAGGUCGUGGGGCAGCUCGUCAGCAGCGCCGGCGGGCCGGGGCCAUCUGCAUCAGCAAACGGAGACUCAGCAGCGGCGGCGACAGCAGCCGGCUUGGCGUUUCCGGCCCCGACUGCGUCUUGCAGUGCAGGCGCCGCCGCCGGCCCCACAAACGGCGGCGCCGGCGGCUGCCACACCUGCCCGGCGGCCGCGGGCGCGCCAGGCCGUCUGGCCGUGCGCUCGCGCACCGACCGAGGGGUGCCGCUGCUGGCGCGCGUGCUGCAGGCGUGCGUGGACCGAGUGCAGGCCGCGGUGUCGGCGAUGCCAGAGAUGGCGGGCGCCGUGCCUUCCAUCUUUUCGGCCGGCGCGCCGCCCGUGGCGCCGCCGGGCGACGGCGACGAAGACAUUGUGGAUAUGCAGGAGGUGCCCAGCACGCUGGCGCGCCUCGCGUCGUCGGCGGGCGCGGGCCCGGGCAGCAAGGGCGCCGCGGCAGGGUCAGGGGCGGGCGAAGGCAAGGCGGUCUCCGGGCAACGGGGUGAUGGCGCGGGGCCGUCGGACGCGCAAGCUCUGCUCAGUGGGCAGCAGCCGCCUCCGCCGCAGCCUGCGCCGCCGCAGGGCCAGCAGCAGCAGCAGCAACAGCAGCAGCAGCAGCAGCAGCAGCAGCCUUGUCAUGGCCAGCAGCAGCAGCAUGGGGAGCAUGAACGGCAACAAUCGCGGCAAACGCUGCCGCUGCCGCAGCAGCAGGCGGAGGAGCAGCAGCAGCCGCAGCCGCACGAGCAGCAGCGACGGCGGCGGCAGCAGCGGCAGCAACGGGUGCAAGCGCGGCAGCAACAGGACGUGAAGGACCAGCAGCAGGUGCGGCAGGAUGUUGGUGGCAGUGCUGACAGCAGCGAUGCAGAAGUGACGGCGGUCAUGGCCAAGUUCUCGCGUCAACAGGGUGCGGAGGCAUCGGCAGCUGCGGCGAGGGCGGCGGCGGUGCGGCUGAUGUGUCACGAGGACAGCGACGGGUGUAUCAUCAUUGACGAUGACUGA